Messenger RNA from Meyerozyma guilliermondii ATCC 6260, 855 nucleotides. RefSeq lists its product as uncharacterized. The transcript has a single exon. The coding region runs from base 1 to 855 and encodes 284 amino acids. The record is from RefSeq and is a predicted model, not a curated record. NCBI's taxonomy places the organism in Eukaryota, Fungi, Ascomycota, Pichiomycetes, Serinales, Debaryomycetaceae.
AUGGCACAGGAGCCCCAAAAUGAAGCCAAUGACAGAGCCAAGUUCCUAGAUGACAUAUAUGACUUUCACAAAGUAUAUGGUACAGAAAUAAUGAUGUCAAUAAUAAGUGACGACGGUAUGGUUUCAAGUUUUGCAUCGCCAAUGUUGCAACACUUGUCACUAGAAAUCCAAAAUGACUUUCUUUUCCGCUCACAAAUAGAGGGACAAUAUAAAGACAGUAGUUCGGGUAUUCUUUUUUUGAUUCAGUGGUUUCUGAUAGGGUUCUUCAUCACUGCCUUUCUCGGCCUAAUUUAUACAAGCGAGAUGAAUUACAUACCAAUUCUCUUGAGUUUUGUGCCAUUGAGCCUUAUAGUCUUCAUAUGGUACGUCUUGAGGAAAACUUUGGUAAAGAAGGUUGAUGAAAACUUGGUGGAGCUUAUGGAAUCAGAUACUUCACACGAUACUGAAACAGCGAUACAAAAUCUUAUUGACAGAGCCCAAGCAUUGAAGCAUCACACAAGUUCGGAGAUAAUAUUGGCGCUUGUAGGUUCAAAGAGUCAUGUGGUGACUUAUGGAUCCACACCUGGACUUCGAGCACUAUUACGCAAGUACAAAGUCAAAAAAGUGGUGGAAAAAAACAGGGAAAAACGUCUACUAGAAGCCCAAGGUAUCACCGACGACUACCUCGCUGAAAAUGCUGCUUUGUAUUUUGCUUGGGCAUUUAGUACUGGGUUUUUAGUGCUUUUGGUAUUAUGGAGUUUUUUGAGCUCAGCGACUAAAAGUAUGAUAAUGCCAUCAGCGGCUAUGUUGGGAAUCUUUGCUGUGAUUUCAUUGGUCUAUUACUUUCAUAUGAGAGCAGCGAAUAAAAAAGAUUGA